Paramacrobiotus metropolitanus is the source of this 3141-nucleotide messenger RNA. RefSeq lists its product as uncharacterized. Gene Ontology annotation, molecular function: protein binding. The transcript is spliced from 5 exons. Bases 351 to 2198 code for a protein of 615 amino acids. The record is from RefSeq and is a predicted model, not a curated record. NCBI's taxonomy places the organism in Eukaryota, Metazoa, Tardigrada, Eutardigrada, Parachela, Macrobiotidae.
UGGAACCCGUGCUGCAUUAGUGGCGUGCAACUUGUAACAACUCCUCUCCUUGUUUAAAGCGGGGACAUAUUCUGCUGGUUAACUGUCACUGUCACUUUUUCCAUUGACUUUUGUUCACGUGCUUGUCUGGAGAUCUCGGGUUGAAGAUGGACUGGAAUGGUGCAUCUAUUGCCGUGCAAAGCGCUUUAUUAUUUUCGCAUACAAAUCGCUGUGAUGGACUCCGGCGAAACACAUCACAUAAUAUUAUAUAGAUAUGAUAUAUCGUACCUCAAGUUAAGCACCGAUACACCCGAAUACAGAUCAGCAAUUAUUUGCGCUGGUCGGACGGGUUGCAGCGCUAGCGCGGGAUCAUGGAGCUGGACUUGGAAUUCCAACUGGAAGUGGGCUUUGAACCAUGGCCGUACCGGCGCUUCGGCCGCAGUGUCAGCAGCGGCAACACCGUCAUGGUGCUGCUAAACAACGCCUGGUACCUGGGCUUCAUCGAGGACAUUUCCGACGACCAGCAGCAAAUAUUUGUCAACUUUCGUUGCAGCGAAUUACCGGCCGCUUGGUUGCCCGCCCACCGUGUCUUCCCCCACGCCCUCUUCACGGAAGCGGGCGGCAGCUUCUACACGGUGCUGGCGGCACUGCGCAGAGAGCCCAGCGCACCGCUGAUCUUCCGGCCGGCCGCCGUUGUUGGCUUCUGCCUCAGCGGCCCCGGGUUAAUGUGCUGCGUGCAGACAAGGACUGAUGCCGGUGCUCAGCGCCAUCUCCUGCAUCCACUGCAGAUUGCCGCCGAGCGGCCGCCCCGUCGACCGCUGCUACUGCUCCCACCAUCGCCGCGCGAGUGCGUCUACGCCGCCUACACGACGGACACGGUGGACGUGGCGCACAUCAACAGUAUCGAUGAGAACCGGCUGCAGUUUGAGAUGCGGCGUGCGGUGUACGCUGCGCAGUGCCGUGCACUUAAUGGCCGGCCACGGCAGACAUACGGCGGGGUCCAGGACAUACGGUAUUACAUGCGUCUAAGCAAGGAUUCCGUCAAGUUUCUCAUCUGGCAGCGUCAGGAAAGCGAUUAUCCGUGGAAUCCUGAGAUGCUCUCGGAAUGCGUCCGUCGCUGCUUGGACAGUGGUAUAUUGGCCAACAAAAAUAUCAACGCUGCAGCUUUUACAAGGCUUGGCUGCAGUGCAAUUUCGCAUGAAGCCGACGACUGCGGGCGGUUGACUAGUCUACCGUUGGAAAUCGUCGAGUGUCUGUUUGACAUGAUGGAUAUUGUCACUCGCACCACAAUACAACGGGUUAGUCCAAUCUGGAACGGCGUGGCCAAGCGCUGCUGCUUACUACAGCGGCAUUGCGUCAUCGAUUUGGGCCUGCGCGUACGCAGCGCUAACAUGUACGACGAAAUGUACCGUCUCGGCCAGCAGCUGUACUACGGCCUGGGCAGUGCGGUGCAGACCCUGGUGCUGACGCGGUGGCGGCCCGGCGAGCACUGGCUGGCUGAGCGAAGUCACUACAUUGGCAACAGCGACGUGACCGUCAUUCGGCAGAUCGUCAGAAUCCUCCGACCUGUCCCGGCCGCCAUAGCCCCAACGACACGGCCAGUGCAGCGUAUCGUCUGCCACCGCUGUGUCGUCAGCGGCGAUCUGCCCACAGACUGGUCGAUGGUCGGUGACUGGCCGGCCAGCGCCGAUACGCCGCUCUACUUUCCCCUCUACCACUUGUCGCCGCUCAUGGACGUGUGCUGCGGCCAGCUGAUCCUGCUGGAUUACGUCCAGAACGACGCCCUGCAGCACUUUCAUCAUCUGCGGCCCUUCUGGCACCCUGCCGACUGGACCCCCUUGACUGAUGAGCCCUAUCAGAGUCGCGACCCGGCGCCGCCGCUGCGGGUGGCCGUGCCCUUCCUGCGUCUAGACUGCACCGACCAGGAUGCUGUCGGGCUCUUAUCCACCAUGCGGGCGGCCAUGGAGGCCGCCCUCUCGGAACCGUCCCCGGAGAUGCGGCGGAUGGCCACGGACAUGUACGAGUUCUGGCGCACCCGGGACACCUACUGGCCCUUCCUUCGCCAUCUCUUCACAGCCACCGAGCCGGGCGGGCCGACAUGGCAGCACGCCGACUUCCCCAGCACGCCACUGCCGCAGUUGAGCCGCUUAACCGUCUUCGCUCUGGACUCUAUGUGGUACGCGUGCAACAGUGCCGCUGGCGACACGGAACCGCAAUAAUAAUCUUCCAGUGAUCCAAUAUUUUUGACCAAUCGAGAACAAUUAAUUACAGAGUACACUCUCUACGGCUAUUCCAGUAUACUGCGCCUGGAGAACUCAUUGCUUGCCGACUUUCCGAUGCCAAAAAGGACAGCAUUGGUCAAUAUGACCGUAGCUGAUUUAUCUGGCGACCUCUGCAAAACGCCCUUGCAGUGCAGUUCUCCUGGGAUUAUCGCUGCCUUUAAUACUCGUCACAGUAUCCCUUGCCCGGGAUUAUGCAUACGACUAUCGAAAAUUAUUUCAGCCGCCGGAAGCGGUAAGGAAUAUCCGGAGCUACAGCAUCAGUUUCGGUACGAGCAGAAUGUCUUCCGGUUCACACUGCCAACCAACGCGUCACAUUAUGUUCGUCAAGAAGCACAAAUGCGGCAGCUCCAUCAUCCAGAACAUCCUGAUGCGCUACGGAAAUCGUCACGACCUGACCUUUGUCAUCCCCUGGUUCUCCAACAACCUCGGAUCAUUUGCAAACUUUGAGCGAUUCCGUCCCGACAUGGCACUGCCGGUUCCGCAACAAUCUAGUCCACACUAUGACAUUUUUUCUCACCACGCACGAUACAAUAAAGACGUCAUACCGGCACUCAUGCCUAAAGACACCGUUUACAUCGGUAUCGUUCGCGAACCUGCAUCCAUGUUCCAAUCAACGUGGACCUGAUUUAUACUAAGGUCCAGAGUUACUAUUAGCGAUUUCAGCGCCAAGCACUUUUUUGCACUGUCUCUAGAUAAUUCCGGUACAAAACCAUUCACAUUGCAAGCAUUGGGUCGCGUAACCGGUAUUCUUUGCAGCUGUAAACAACGUAAUACAAAACACAUACUGACAGCAAUUGCAGAGUAGUGACUGAGAGUACAGCAAUUACCGUAGUGCAGUGGUACUGUUUUCAUCCAUAUGUACUCCAACCGUUGUGCUAGU